AUUGGCCUGGUAGUACGUCAACGAUCCGGAAGCGCAGAAACAUUUUGCAAUGCAAUGCAAACAUUUUGAGCGAAAACGAAACAAAAUCAAGAAUUGUACUGCGUAGUUCAGAUUUAUAUAAGAGUUAAACUGUUAUCAUCAAAAUGAGUUUUGAGGUUUUCUCUUAUGAGAGUUUGGUACACGCUGUGUCCGGUGCAAUGGGAAGUGUAACUGCAAUGACAGUGUUUUUCCCUCUUGAUACGGCACGAUUGAGACUUCAAGUGGAUGAAGGUAGAGAGUCCAAAUCUACUCCAGCUAUUCUUGCAGAAAUUAUAAAGGAGGAAGGACUUUUGGCUCCUUAUAGAGGUUGGUUUCCUGUCAUAUGCAGCUUGUGUUGCUCCAACUUGUAUUUCUACUGCUUCCAUAGUCUGAAGGCAAGCUUCUUGAAAGGAAAACAGUCAACAUCAAGUGCAGACCUUCUCAUAGGAAUAGCUGCUGGUGUUGUAAAUGUUUUAGUAACAACUCCUCUGUGGGUGGUAAACACCAGGCUGAAGCUUCAGGGCUCCAAGUUUCGUAAUGCAGAAAUACAUUCAACUAGCUAUUCUGGCAUUUUGGAUGCCUUUAUGCAGAUAAUUCGUGAUGAGGGUGUUGGGGCCCUUUGGAAUGGCACCUUCCCUUCACUGCUGCUUGUGCUCAAUCCUGCAAUCCAGUUCAUGAUUUAUGAAGGCCUGAAAAGACAGCUCAGGAAAGAUGCUUUUAGAGAGCUGACAUCUGUUGAAGUCUUCAUCAUUGGUGCUGUGGCCAAGGCUGUUGCCACCACUUUAACAUAUCCACUACAGACUAUACAGUCAGUCCUUAGAUUCGGACAGUUUAACAAGUCAGCAGAAGAGUCCAAACUUCUAUCAAGUCUUAGAACAAUUAAAUCUCUGUUGGUGAACAGAACAAGGAGGUAUGGUGUGCUUGGCCUUUUUAAGGGCCUGGAGGCCAAACUACUGCAGACGGUUCUGACAGCAGCCCUCAUGUUUCUUCUCUAUGAGAAGAUUGCCAGCUGCACCUUCAGAGCUAUGGGUUUACAAAAUGCUCACUACAAGAGACGCUAGAUAAAAACGUCACUGCCCACUGACUACUUGAAAUGUUUGAAUAACUGGAAUACUCAUAUUAUUUUGUUUUUUGUUGUUCUGUAACAGUAUAGCGUAUUGACUCAUUUAAUUCUUCUGUCAACAUGUUUUUCUCAUUUCACUCAAGUCUCUUCUGAAAAGUUUUUUAUUUUAUUAUAUUUUUGUCAACAUAUGUAUUGCGGGAGAUUAAACACUAUUUUGACUCAUGAAACUGUA
Molecule: messenger RNA, 1313 nt
Organism: Boleophthalmus pectinirostris (great blue-spotted mudskipper)
Lineage: Eukaryota; Metazoa; Chordata; Actinopteri; Gobiiformes; Gobiidae
Gene: slc25a17
Product: solute carrier family 25 member 17
Cellular component (GO): peroxisomal membrane
Molecular function (GO): ATP transmembrane transporter activity; AMP transmembrane transporter activity; FAD transmembrane transporter activity
Source: RefSeq, a predicted model, not a curated record